Molecule: messenger RNA, 918 nt
Organism: Coniosporium apollinis CBS 100218
Lineage: Eukaryota; Fungi; Ascomycota; Dothideomycetes
Exons: 4
Coding region: 1-918 (305 amino acids)
Molecular function (GO): NADP binding; oxidoreductase activity, acting on the CH-OH group of donors, NAD or NADP as acceptor; NAD binding
Source: RefSeq, a predicted model, not a curated record
AUGGCACCGCAGCUGGCAUGGGUUGGGCUAGGGAAUAUGGGCAGAGGCAUGUGCAAGAAUCUGGUCGAGAAGGGCAAUCUAGACAAGCCAUUGAUUAUCUUCAACCGAACAAAGAAGCGCGCGGAAGACCUAUCCGCAACACUCGAUACCGGUAAAGCGAAAGUCGCCGAAAGUAUCGAAGAUGCCGUUGCACAGUCAGACAUUAUCUUUACCUGCGUUGCGGACGACAAGGCCAUCAACGAUACCAUAGACACUGCACUUAAAAGCGACGUCAAGGGCAAACUCUUCGUAGACUGUUCCACCGUUCAUCCGGACACUACGAAUGGACUGGGUAAAAGAAUCGAAGAGAAGCGUGCUUCGUUCGUAGCGUGUCCAGUUUUCGGCGCACCGGCUAUGGCCGACAACGGUCAGUUAGUCUGCGUGCUCGCUGGCCCUAAAGCUGAAGUCGAGAGAGUCAAGCCGUAUACCACCGGCGUGAUGGGAAAAGCGGUGAUAGAGUUCAGCGACCAACCAUACGGCCAGGCCACACUGUUGAAGAUCAUCGGCAACACCUUCAUUCUCCAAAUGGUUGAGGCGUUAGCCGAAGGUCUUACUGUCGCUGAGAAGUCUGGCCUCGGUGUGGAUAACCUCCACAAAUUUCUGGAGGCAAUGAUGCCUGGGCCGUAUGCCGCAUACUCAACCAGGAUGCGGUCCGGGGACUACUACAAGCGGGAGGAGCCGCUCUUCCAAGUUGACCUUGCAAGAAAAGAUGCUGGACAUGCAUUGGCAUUAGCCUCUGCUUGCGGGGCUAAGAUGCGCGCUGUCGAAGUGGCUGACAGCCAUCUGGCGAGUGUCAAGGAGCAUGUCGGAGAAAAAGGAGACAUCGCUGGCAUUUAUGGCGCAGUCAGACUGGAAAGCGGCAUGAAAUAUGAAAACUGA